Molecule: messenger RNA, 1737 nt
Organism: Tetrapisispora phaffii CBS 4417
Lineage: Eukaryota; Fungi; Ascomycota; Saccharomycetes; Saccharomycetales; Saccharomycetaceae
Gene: CDC6
Product: AAA family ATPase CDC6
Exons: 1
Coding region: 1-1737 (578 amino acids)
Biological process (GO): mitotic DNA replication checkpoint signaling; DNA replication initiation; cell division
Cellular component (GO): nucleus
Molecular function (GO): ATP binding; ATP hydrolysis activity; DNA replication origin binding
Source: RefSeq, a predicted model, not a curated record
AUGAUCACAACGGCAGGUGGAAGAGUUUUGAGAGGACGGAAGAGACCGACAGUUCAUUAUGGUUCUGACGAUGAAAGUAGCGACCUGGAGGUCGUCGAAGAGGUGGCAGUUCCCACAACGCCUAAAAAGAGUCCCUUGAAGAAAAGAUUGAAACGAAACAAUACCAAUGAGCUGCGCACUCCCCCUAGAAGUGUUUCUAAAAAGUCCAAGAAUGUCUUUAUGGAUCCUAACAACAUCUUCAUAACGCCAGUGAAGAUGAAACUACCAGUUAAUGAAAGUAAGCCUUCACUGAUGGUUACUCCAAGGGCAAGUCCCCAAAAACUAGUUUUCGGCAAGAAUAACCUCUACUCUCGUACUAAAGCGUUGUUACAACGAUCUUCCGGUAUGUUGACACAAGCGGAUGGGUCUUUACCAACAAGAGAGAAGGAAUACGCCCAACUCAGAGAAUUUUUGGAUGAAAAUAUAAGUGCCGGCAAGAGUAAUUCAUUGUACAUAACAGGUCCUCCAGGCACCGGAAAAACAGCACAGAUAGAGUCGAUUUUAAGAGAUAAUUUUCACAAAAUAGUUUUACCACAACUAAAUGUGAUGGGUGAGAGGCCUGUCGCUCCUGAGAUUAAUGAGGAUCUUGAAAAUCUCUCGUAUUAUACUUUGCCAAAUGGAGACAUAAAAGCAGUUGCUACAAUUUCCAUCAAUUGUAUCGCUUUAGCAAAUCCAUCGGUUAUAUUCAAUAGAAUUUACAAUUCAUUUGUUAAAAAACAUCCAAACGACAAAAAAGAAGUUAGGACAUCCUUGGAUUUGCAAACCUUCUUUGAAAAAUAUAGUUCAGAGGUUACAUUCAUGGUUGUCUUAGAUGAGAUGGAUAAAUUAGUCAAUUCGGCGAUUUCAAAUGAUGUCACUUCAACAAAAAUAAUCUUUGAAUUGUUUUUGUUAGCAAAGCUUCCAAAAACAAACUUCUUACUGCUAGGCAUAGCAAAUUCCUUGGAUAUGCAAGAUAGAUUUUUAACUAGAUUGACUUCUGAGCAAGAUCUGCUACCAAAAACAAUAUUAUUUCAUCCUUAUACAGCUGAUGAGAUGUAUCAAAUUAUAAUGAACCGUUUGAAAACCUUAAAAAACGACUUGCAAGAACAGGAAGAAUAUUGUGUGUUCAAUGAAAUGGCAAUUAAAUUCGCAGCAAAAAAAUGUUCAGGUAACACGGGUGACCUUAGAAAACUUUUCGAUAUAUUAAGAAGCAGUGUUGAAAUUUUAGAGUUAGAAAUGAUUGCCGCUGCUAAAUCGGAAUCUCCAUUCUUGAAAUCUCACACUAAUAAUACCACUGUAGGGGGCAAUACACUCAAAAAAGUAGGCUUGCCUCACAUUGCUAAAGUUUUCACUUCUUCAAUGAAUAAUUCCUCCACAAAAUCAAAAAUUUCAAAAUUAAAUAUGCAACAAAAGAUCCUGUUAUGUACUCUAAUGCAUAGAGAAAAAUCUGAUAUUUUCCAAACUCAUUGUACACUUGAUGACGCUUACGAUUACUACACAAAGAUGUUGAAAGCAAAGAAUAGUUUGGCACCAUUAAAGAGAAACGAAUUUUUAGAAAGUUGUAAUGCUUUGGAAACCUGUGGUGUCGUCAACAUUUUUGAAUUUAAAAAACAUGGUAAAACAAAAUAUUUCGGCAAAAUGGUCAAGACUUCUGUUGAUAUUGAAGAAUUCGAAACAGAAAUUACUAAAGUGGAUCUAUUGAAAAGUUUUUUAAACUAG